AUGUCGUCUUUUCAAUCGGCAGUCAAUCUGGUCUCUGCGCCUAUUUUUAUCCCGCCUCUCUGCCUGAGUGCUUGGCAGGUGUUAGCACUCUCCCCGCGACCAUCGGAUAAAAGGCCGAGACUGUUGUUUCAACUGCAUCCGCCAUCGAUUUCGGACCAGCAGGAGAUUGAGUCUCCAUGCCCAGAAUUUGAGUAUUCAUCGGAUUCCCAAUUCCAAGCGGCUUAA
Molecule: messenger RNA, 225 nt
Organism: Echinococcus granulosus
Lineage: Eukaryota; Metazoa; Platyhelminthes; Cestoda; Cyclophyllidea; Taeniidae
Exons: 2
Coding region: 1-225 (74 amino acids)
Source: RefSeq, a predicted model, not a curated record